UACAAUCGCAGCACGACCCUGCAGAGAGGUGGCGACGUUUCGCAGAAGUCCUCGUCCAUGCAGUGGAUGCAGGCGACCGACGGAGCUGCGGGCGCUGAGUCGACCAGGGAUGCAAACCCCCCUCCGCCGCCGAUCCGGGGCGGGGAACAGCCCUGGGCACCCCCCCAAGGGAGAUGCGCGUGCCAGGUGCCCGCGUACCGCCGCGAGUGACGCUGCAUGUGCCCAGCGGAGCUCGCCAGCUCCUUCGCUUCUAUGGCGGGGAACGGGACGUCGAUGAGCAAGCAGAGGCUACGAGGCUCGCGCCCCCCCGCGACCUCAAGGUGCGCGUUCUGCCCACCCUGGUGGUGGUCACAUGGUCAGACCCCAUGCAUGAGGCGGGGCCCGCGGGAGCGGACAAGAGCAAGCGCUUCUACACCGUUCGCUACCGGCAAAUGACGCCUGCUGCGGCAUGGUACUACCAAACGGCGAUGGCGCCGCGCGUGAUCAUCACCCAUGUGACACCAGGGACGCACUACGAAAUAUCGGCACGCGUUUCCGAAGGAGAGAAGGACGGGCCGUGGUGUACGCCUGUGAUGACACGCACGUACGCACGAGCACAUCCCGAGGAGGACCAUUCCAUGAGCUCGGCAAACCAGCAGACCGAGAGACGUGGGCUGCGUCCCUCGGAGUGGACUCACAAACAGGCGCUGCCCGGACGCGGCGAAAGGCUCCAGCAGCGUCGCAGGAAUGAGAAAGUGACGCCAACGCAACGGCGCACGGAGGCGCACGGGGCCAACCUUGGGCCACCGCCGCUCAUGGAAUUUCCCGCUCCCACCACCGGUCCAAGUCCCGCGCAGCCCGACGGCUCGACGGGUCACCUGUGGCUGAUUGACACGGAACAAAACCUCCUGUUUACAAAAGACGGAAAUGUGGUGUAUGACGACAAAGGCCUUCCCAUUAGGCUGUGUGUGGCUGAGGAUGGGCACACAAUCAUCUUCCCGUGUGCAGCGGAAGCCCGGCAGCCCGUGCUGACGCGCGCAGGCACGCUCGUCGCCGGAUUCGACGGCCGAGCGGCCGGCGACGGAAAUAAAACCGGGCCAAGCCACUCGGAGUCUGAGAGAGGCCUCCUCCGUGCCGCCGGCGUCGUCCUGCACGCGAGCGCCCGGCUUGCCACCCCGGGCGGUCGCGCGGAGGACGACGGCGGCGGCGGCGGCGGUCGGCACACGGCACCGGCCGUAGCGCUAGCGCCAGGGUCGGAGUUCGUCGAUGGAGACGAAGGCAGUGUAUCGGACGGUGUGGCGGUGGGCUACGGAACGGCUCCACGGGAGACGGAGGAGGGCGCUGCGGACGGCUCUCCACCCUCAGAGCCACGUGUGAAGUUGCUGAAGAAGGAAGCGGGGUCACUCUGUUCCAUCUCCGAUGCUCUCGAGCAGAUCCAGAACCAUUUGGAAACCAAGAAAAACAUUCAGCUUUCAAGAACCUUUAGGUAUUUAAGGGACACAAAAAUAGAAGAGAGCUCUGGAAAAGUAACGAUUGCUGGCACGAUGGGAGCACAGCCAAUCGAGCCUAUAGUCGUGGCUGUUGAAGGCUGCCCCUCCUUCGUGGUCUUGGAAUGGAGCCCCGAGGAGAUGCCUCCUGGGGAGACGGACAAUGGCAGUGCUACCGGUUACGUGGUCCAAGUAGCGAAUUCAUCAGGGAUGAACCAACACAGAUGGCUCACAGCGGGAUUCACCAACAGCAGUUUUCUCCCAGUGGAGAACCUCCAACCCAACGAGAAAUACUUCUUCAAAGUUAAAAUCGACAGCCAAUCAAAGCCUGAGGUCUCCUCGAAUAUUGUGACGUUUGUCACCGGAUCAGAGAGCAAGGAAGUUGCUGACAAGUCUGCAGGAAUGUCAUCCGUGUGGACCCCAUUUGCAUUCCAUGCGGAUCCCGGCGCACCCAGCGCCUGCGUCGGGAAGCGCUACGUGAAGCGCACACUGCAGAACAAGCUCGUGGGCGUGUCGCUGUGCAACUCCCUCCGCUACAAGAUCUACCUGGGGGAAGACCUCCGGGGCACGUUUUAUGCCUUGGGAGAUGCUGACGGACGUGGUGAGGACCACUGCGAGUUUGUGGACUCCCCGUGGGAUGGGAAAACGGGACCAUUGCAGCCACUGGAUAACCUCGCAAGCAUAGACGGGUACCAUCGCAGCAAGAGGCAGCAGAGGCUGACCCGAGGCGUGUUGGGGCCCGAGUCCGGGCUGUACCACGCGGACUGGUACGAGUGUGGGGUCGCCAUCCCUGGCGCCUGGUGACGACGGUGGGAGAGCGGGCGUCGUGUCUGUGUGCCGUCUGAUCUACAGCGACUUUGACUCAAGAUAUAUUUUAACGGUACGCAUGUACUCAUGUAUACGGUCCAGCGUAAUGAAUUUCGAACCGUGUAUAAAUCUAUCAAGGACCUUUCCUGCAUUCUCAUUCCAUUGUUAUUCUGCUUUGUCUCAUAAAAUAAUAUGUUUCACUUGCGAAUCUGUUUAUUUUACAAAACCGCAAAUGGCAUUGCGUGGCCACUUCACUAAGCAGCGGUACAGCCACAUUAUUGUCCCACCUCCAUUCCCACAUGGCCGUACCACGGUGAUGUGUUGUAUGACAUGAGCUGCUUUGUAAAAAGCUGUAGGGAGUGCCGCAGUGGAGAGCCUAAUCCUCUGCCACUGGGAGUCUGAACACGCCUGCAUGUUGUUCGCAGGUUCGAUCCCGAUUCUGACGCAUGUAUAUUUGGAGUUUGAUUUUCUCCCCGUGGUCUGGUUAAUUUUCCCUCCACAUUUAGAGACGCGCGUUUAGAGUAUUUGGCUGCUAUACAUUUCCACAUGAUCAGCCACUUCAUUGAGCUGUGAUCCGUGGGCAGUUCGCUUGUGUAAAAGAGCUACAUAGUUCAGUGGGCCUUUACCUGGUGAAAUUAAAAAAAACCUUAUUAGUAAUCGUCUAUCUGUGCCCAAGCCACGUGGAAGUGCUGCCACCUGCUGAAUCUUUCGGUAAUAGCAGCCCAGCCAGUCGGAGAGUGGAGUGGCCGAGACUACAGCUGCACGUAGGGGCAGGCACAUUGUGGUCGAUUACAGCAUGGCCAUUGUUUGUUAUGGCUUCAACUGCAAACACAUCUGACGUGGUGCCAUCGCAUUUCAAUCCCGGAAUCAUUAGGUUGGUUCUCUGUGUCUUUUGUGUGUCCAAUUUAAUUCGCUUUCUUUGUAUUAUACACUUGCAACGUUGUGCAUGAAAAAUGCAUAGAUAUGCAAAUUAGUUGCAUUCCUCUUGAUCUACACACAGCUGUUUGUUUUGCCUAUGAUGUUGCUCCCUUCUAAUAAUAAUCAGAAGGUGGAGUGUUUUGCAGCUAAUUCCAACAGUGUGCAUUCUAUGUUGUUGUACCGGACAGUUGCAGUACGUAUCUUAUCAUUGCAUAAAAUAAAAAUGUUCAUGCAGCAUA
Molecule: messenger RNA, 3430 nt
Organism: Petromyzon marinus (sea lamprey)
Lineage: Eukaryota; Metazoa; Chordata; Hyperoartia; Petromyzontiformes; Petromyzontidae
Molecular function (GO): protein binding
Source: RefSeq, a predicted model, not a curated record